Messenger RNA from Leucoraja erinaceus (little skate), 7667 nucleotides. RefSeq names its product cilium assembly protein DZIP1-like. NCBI's taxonomy places the organism in Eukaryota, Metazoa, Chordata, Chondrichthyes, Rajiformes, Rajidae. The record is from RefSeq and is a predicted model, not a curated record. The transcript is spliced from 8 exons. The coding region runs from base 4827 to 5522 and encodes 231 amino acids.
GCCGCCACAGCUUCGAGGCCGAGUCGGGUCGCUGCUGCCGCCGCCGCCACAGCUACGAGGCCCAGUCGGGUCGCCGCUGCCGCUGGAGCGCUGCCACAGCUCCGAGGCCGCCAGCUCCGCCAUUAGGCCUCGGCGCAGACGGAGACGGGGAAUACGACAGAAAAAAAGUCGCAUCCCCCCGAAGGAAGAGACCAAAACAUGUUUCUCCCACCCCAUCCACACACAUACACAACUUAAUAAAACAAAAUUAACUAAGACUGAAACAGGUUAAUUUAUUAUGGGGAACAAGGAAAUGGCAGACGAGUUGAACAGAUACUUUGGAUCCGAUUUACUAAGGAAGACACAAACAAUUUCCCUGAUGUACUGGUGGCCAGAGGAUCUAGAGUGACGGAGGAACUGAAAGAAAUUCACAUUAAGCAGGAAAUGGUGUUGGGUAGACUGAUGGGACUGAAGGCUGAUAAAUCUCCAGGGCUUGAUGGUCUGCAUCCCAGGGUACUUCAGGAAGUGGCUCUACAAAUUAUGGACGCAUUGGCGAUCAAUUUCCAAUGUUCCAUAGAUUCAGGAUCAGUUCAUGUAGAUUGGAGGAUAGCUAAUGUUAUCCCAUUUUUUAAGAAAGGCGGGAGAGAGAAAAAAGUGAAUUAUAGACCAGUUAGCCUGACAUCGGUGGUGAGGAAGAUGCUGGAGACAAUUAUAUAAGAUGAAAUAGUGGCACAUUUUGAAAGCAGUAGCAGGAUCGGUCCGAGUCAGCAUGGAUUUACGAAGGGGAAAUCAUGCUUGACUAAUCUUGUGGAAUUUUUUGAGGAUGUAACUAGGAAAAUGGACAAGGGAGAGCCAGUGGAUAUAGUGUAAUUGAAUUUUCAGAAAGCAUUUGAUAAGGUCCCACAUAGUGGCCAAAAUUAGAGCACAUGGUAUUGGGGGUAGGGUACUGACAUGGAUAGAAAAUUGGUUGGCUGACAGGAAUCAAAGAGUAGGGAUUAACGGGUCCCUUUCAGAAUGGCAGGCAAUGAUUUUGAUGAAGGGAUUCAAAGUAACAUCAGCAAAUUUGCAGAUGACACUAAGCUGGGUGGCAAUGUGAACUGUGAGGAGGAUGCUAUGAGGAAGUAGGUUGACUUGGACAGGUUGGGUGAGUGAGCAGAUGCAUGGCUGGUGCAGUUUAAUGUGGAUAAAUGUGAGGUUACCCUCUUUGGUGGCAAAAACAGGAAGCAGAUUAUUAUCUGAAUGGUGUCAAGUUGGGAAAAGGGGAAGUACAAAGAGAUCUGGGGGUCCUUGUUCAUCACUCACUGAAAGUAAGCAUGCAGGUACCACAGGCAGUGAAGAAAACUAGUGGCAUGUUGGCCUUCAUAACAAGAGGAGUUGAGUAAAGAGGUCCAGCAGUUGUACAGGGCCCUAGUGAGACCACGCCUGGAGUAUUGUGUGCAGUUGGGUCAUCAAAUUUGAGGAAGGAUAUUCUUGCUAUUGAGGGAGUAGAAACAUAGAAAAUAGGUGCAGGAGGAGGCCAUUCAUUGUGAUCAUGGCUGAUCGUCCCCAAUCAAUAACCCAUGCCUGCCUUCUCCCCAUAAUCCCUUGAUUCCACUAGCCGCUAGAGCUCUAUCUAACUCUCUCUUAAAUCCAUCCAGUGAUUUAGCCUCCACUGCCCUCUGUGGCAGGGAAUUCCACAAAUUCACAACUCUCUGGGUGAAAAAGUUUUUUCUCACCUCAGUCUUAAACGGCCUCCCCUUUAUUCUAAGACUGUGGCCCCUUGUUAUGGACUCGUCCAACAUUGGGAACAUUUUUCCUGCAUCUAGCUUUUAUAAUUUUAUAUGUUUCUAUAAGAUCCCCCCUCAUAAACUCCAGUGAAUACAAGACUAGUCUUUUCAAUCUUUCCUCAUAUGACAGUCCCGCCAUCCCAGGGAUCAAUCUUGUGAACCUACGCUGCACUGCCUCAAUCACAAGAAUGUCCUUCCUCAAAUUAGGAGACCAAAACUGUACAUAAUACUCUAGAUGUGGUCUUACCAGAGACCUGUACAACUGCAGAAGAACCUCUUUGAUAGAAUGGUAUGUUGAUAGAAUGGAGUAGCUGAGCUUGCAUACUCUGGAAUUUAGAAGGAUGAGAGGAUAUCUUAUUGAAACAUAUAAGAUUAUUAAGGGAUUGGAUACGCUAGAGCAGGGGUUGGCAACCUACGACCCAAGGCCGGAUCUGGCCCGUAACCCGAAUUCAUCUGGCCUGCAGGCCUUUUCAUCAUCUAGACUUCUUUAGACUAUUUAAUAUUGUUGAAACAUGUUCCCAAUGUUGGGGGAGUCAAGAACCAGGGCCACAAUUUAAAGAUAUGGGUAGCCUAUUUAGAACGUAGAUGAGGAAAAACGUUAUUACCCAGAGAGUUGGGAAUCGGAAGGCAGUGGAGGCCAAUUCUCUGGAUGCUUUCAAGAGAGAGUUAGAUAGAGCUCUGAAAGAUAGCGGAGUCAUGGAGAUAUGGUGAGAAGGCAGGUUCACAAUCUUCACCACAUCUGAAAGCACUUCUCGAAGACCAGGAGGGAGAGUCUACAUCGCUAAAGCAUGGCGAUGUAUCAUGCAGUGGGUGAAGGAGACAUGCGGAGCGACAUCCUUCACAAAGGCUUUGAAGCCAGAUCUGCUUCCCCCCUUGGAAGGUGCCCCAUCUGUACACACCCCGACAAGUCAUUCCCAGCCAAGCUCAUGUUGGAUGAGGAAGGCUUCCAGCAUUCUGAACACAUCUUCUCCCGGUGUGGUAGUGGCCAAUGGCUCCGAGAACAGCCCUUCCCCGCCAGGUCGCUGUGACCAGACUCUAAAUGGAUCUUCAGUUUGCUGGGCUUCAUGCUCUCGUUGCUCAAAACCUUGGCACAGAUAACACAUUGCAGCUUGACCAUGGAUUUUUGAACAAUGCUUGUGAAGCCAAACAUGGUUCAUAACACAAACAGUUUAUGUGCAUAUACGUACACGCAUACGCGAACAAAGUACUGUAUGUGGUAUGUACAUUUGUUAGGUUCGUAAGAAAUGGGCUCAACAAAUUGAUAGGUUAUUUAUGACCCCUUCAUGACCCAUGAAAAAACCCAAACGACCCCCAUGGGGGUCACGACACCCAGGUUAAGAACCACUGGUCUAUAUAGUCUUUCUCUUGACUGGAUAGCAUACUAUAAAGAAGCUUUUCGCUAUGUAGGAAGGGACUGCAGAUGCUAGGUUCAAUCAAAGAUAGAAACAAAAAGUUGGAGUAACUUAGCAGGUCAGGCAGCAUCUCAAAAUGGAAUAGGUGACGUUUUGGGUCUCUACUUCCUUGCCCUAUUAGAGAAGGAGCAACAAUUAACCUCCUGGUGAGAAAAGAGGCUGGGCAGGUGAGUGAAGUGUUUGCGGAAAAACAGAUUGAAAAUGAAUUAUAAUGUACUGGAAGGUCUCCACAUUACAAUAGAGGAGGUGCUGGAGGCCUUGAGGCAUAAUAAGAUGGAUAAAUCCCCUGGGCAUGAUUAAAUGUGUCCAAGAAUAUUGCAGGAAGCAAGGGAAGAAAAUACAGAAGCCCUGGCAGAGAUAAUUGCAUUAUCUUUAUCAAUAGGUACUGAAAGACUGGAGUAUGGGUAAAGUUGUGCAUUUGUUUAAGAAAGGCUGUAAUGACAAACCAGGGAAUUACAGGCUGGCGAGCCUCACAAUGGUGGUGAUACUGGAGGGAAUACUGAGGGACAGUGUGUAGGAAAUCCUGUUCCACAAAUUUAAUUGAGUUUUUUUACAAGGUCACAGGUAAGGACACUGACUAUGCGACCUUUUAAGUUAACACUUCAAUUUGUAGAUCCUUCAUCAGAAUUGAGUUUCUUCAUCACCCUAUGACCUGAAACAUUAACUCUUUUUCUCUUCCCACAUAUGUGACCUGGCCUGCCGGUGAUUUUCAGUGUUUUCUGUUUUAUUAUUGGAUUUAAAUCUGCCUUGCUGUGUUACUGGCAUGUAUUUUUUUGUAUUCAUUUAGAAGGACUUGUGACAGCACAGUUUCUAAUACUGAAAUGAAAAUAUUGUUGCUUCCCUGGACUUCUGUACUUUCUAAUUACUGGAAGCAGCAACCCACAAUGGAUAAAGAAAAGGCAAAUGUUGAUUGCGCAGAAACAAUGUUUAUUGCACAGGAAAGCCAUUAUUGUACAUGAAGCUUAGCUAGAGUUGAUUCCCUUGGACUAGUGGAGGUUGGAGUUGAACUCAUGACAUACAACAGAGAGGAAGCUACUGUACUGCUGUGAGUUUUGUAUAAAUCGGUCAUUUUAAUAAAAGGCUAUUCCAGAAGCAUUGACAUCAAAUUUCUUGUACACCUCAAGGGAAAGACGGUUGUAGAAAUUAUCCUGACUGACUUAGCGCCAACCAAGUUGCUAUACUGGGCUAAGUCCCAUUUGCCUUUCUGUUGCCUUUAUUCACUUGCAGAUAUUGGCAAUAUGGACAUUUCCAAUCUUUAUGACAUCACAAUAGGUUGAUUACAUAAAUAUUAAUACAAAUAGGACAAGAUCAAGGUCAAAUGAAUGUGACUCAGAAGGUCAAAGCAGGCAAUUCUGAACAUCUUUUACCAUCUCCUUUGAAGGGUGCCUCUGGACAUAAUUGACCGGUGUUGUAAUUAACAAUGACAUCUAUGAUGGGGAAAUUUAAUUAAAUAUGAUCUAAGGACCAAUGAUUUGAAAGCUGGCAUCCUGUUGCUAUUGGCCAAGUGAGCAGGAGUCAUGUUAGAUUUUGAAUUUGGUCUACAUGUUGAAUCAUAAGAAAUAAUCCCACGAUUAUUUUAAUAUCCAACCUGGAAAUAUAGGAACCACAAUGUGAAUGAUGGCCCAUUCCCCGUCUAAGAGCAUCACCUAUAAACUCACCAAAGAACAUCAUGGAAUCACAAUACGUUAAAAAAUUGCCAGAAAUAUCAGCCUGCAAUGAAGACCUGAGGAAAGUUUUGCACAAAAAUCCUACCAUCGUGAAAGAAUUGCAUAAAUUAGUUGAGCAAGGUUUGGCUGACAAAUUAGAAAAGCUUGGGAUAAAACCUGAUGCUCAAGGCAUUUCUGAAGAACAGCUUACAAGAAUUCAGUAUACUAUUGAUUUUGACAGAGAAGAAAAAGCAAAAGGAUUGCCAAACUUUUAUCUUUAUCGUGAAAGCUUGGCACGCAAGAUUCAGGAUAGGAUUAGUGGCAAAGACAGCAUUUGUCAAUUGAAAACGAAAGUAAAAAAAGGUACUGGAAAAUUGAACACAAUAAUUACACAGCCUUCAUGUGCCAAGAUUUGUAAAAAUGUAAAAGCUCCUUCUCCAACCCCAUCCUCAACAUCACUGAGCACCAUAUCAAGCAUUGCGGGGGAGCCUGUAGAAAUUCAAAGUUCACGCAGUGCAUCAACUGAAAGCAGCAAAAUUGAAUUGUCUGAUACCUGUGAACUGGAGGAAGUCUGCACCCUUCCUGAAGAGAAAACAACAAUCCAGGACAUAGAGGGCAUUACUGUAAACAUAGAAGAGGAACUUCAUCGGCGCGUAAUGGCCAGAGCAGCUAAGACGCUAAUUCCACGUAAGAAGAAUGUAGCUGAAGUCCUGAAGUGAUAAACGAUAUGAUUCCUCGAAUGGGCGAUAUAAUCAUUGAAACAGGCUGGAACAACUUAGUUGAAGAUAGACAUCUGGAUUUUAAAAGUGCGCAUUGAAGAAAUACAGAAAGGAAAGCAACCAAUUACUUAAGAUGUUGGUUACACCAAAUGUUUCUAGAAACGUUUUUGUAUUUCUUUGCUUCUAGUUCAAAUUAUUCAACUUUCUUUUGUUAAGAAGCAAUACUUGUUUUGUAUUUAUGGUUUUGGUAUACAUUUUUCAGGUUAAAAAAAAUCUUGGUAAUUUCUGCAUUUUACAAAACCCUUGAAAACAUAUGUCCAUGAGUGUCAAAUGUCAAAAAACAUAGUCAAACAUUUUUUCUCACCAUGCAUAACUUGAGCUAUUUUGUUUUUAAAUACAAAUGUAUCAGGUCACUCUUUCACAUGCUGCAGGAUAAAAUAAACUCUGAACAUGAAUUAAUCACCAAGUUUAAUUUUCUUUAUUGUGAAAGAAGACAUCGCAGGAGAUAGCUUCAGCAAAUAAUAUUCAAAAAUCCAAAGAGAUUUUAUAAGGAAAAGAGGAUAACUAGACAGUGAAUAGGUCCCCUAAGGAACCAAAGUGGCCAUCUCUGUGAGGAGCUGCGGAAGAUGUGCAAGGUCCUCAAUAAGUAUUUCUCCUCUUUUUACUGAGGAAAAUUACAUGAAGACUGGGGAACUUGGGACAGAUAAUGGAGAUGUCCUGAGGACAGUCCGCAUUAUGGUCAAGGAUGUGCUAGACAUCCUAAGACAUAUGAAGAAAUGUAAAGGGCCUGUCCCACUUGGGCGUCAUUUGCGCGUCACGUAGAUGACGCGCGAAGAUUUUGUACAUACCAAAAUCCUGGGGCGUCACUGCCUAUGCCUUGCGAGUCACUGCCUAUGUCACCACACGCGUCGUGUGUCGUGAGCGUAAAUUACGUGCCAAUGACGCCCAAGUGGGACAGGCCCUUUAAUCCCCUAGGCCUAAUUAAAUAUAUCCAAAGACACUGUGAAGUUAGAGAAAAAGUUGCAGGCACCCUGGCUGAGAUAUAUGAAUCAUCAUAAGACAUGAGUAAGGUGCUGGAAGACUGGAAGGUAACUAAUGUGUGCCAUUAUUUAAGAAGGGCUGCAAGAAAAUGCCCGUAAACAUUUUGACCAGUGAGCAUAACAUCUAAGGCAGGCAAUCUACAGGAGAGUAUUCUGAAAUAUAAGAUGCAUUUGGAUAGACUGGUGCUGAUUAGUUUUUGUAGCAUAGUUUUGUAUGUGGGAGAUCAUGUCUUACAUAUCUGACUGAGUUUUUUGAAGAAGUGACCAAAAAGAUUGAUGAGGGCAAAGCCACAGAUGUCUAUAUGCACUUUUCAGUAAGGCAUUUGAUAAAGUUCCAGACAACAUCCUGUGAACAUCUUCUGCAUCAUUCCCAAACAUCUCCACUCUGGGGAAAAGGUUCCAACUGUCUACCCUGACUCUGCAUCUCAUAAUUUAGUAUACAUCUAUUAGGUCUCCCCUCAACCUUUGAGGCUCCAAAGAAAACAAUUCAAAUUUGUCCAACCUCUCAUUAUUUAAUAUCCUCUAUUCCAUGAAACAUUCUGGUAACUCUUCUAAAACCUCCCUAAAGUCUCCACAUCAUUCCUGUCAUAGUGACAAUACACCAAAUGCGUCCUAAACAAAGGUUUAUAAAGUUUCAAAAUGAUUUCCUGACUUGUAUUCAGUGCCCUAACCAAUGAAGGCAAGCAUACCCAUACAUCUUCUCUACCACUGGAUCUGCUUGUGGGUCCACAUUCAGGGAGCUUUGGAUUGAAUCCCCUUUCCCCUUACAGUCGACCUUGCAACAUGUGAGUCAGAUAACAAACUGCAUUUACAUUCAAGUGAUUUAUAUAUAUAUAUAUCACAAAUGACAGACACCCAGCAGUGAUCAUUGUGCACAAUCAUUGAGGAUAGGUGACAAAUCAUCCUUGAUGAUAAUCCUCAACACUGGUGCCUUGCAAGGAUGCGUCCACAGCCCCCCUCUCUUAUACACCCAUGACUGGGCAGCCAAAUACAGACCCAACUCAAUUUACAAAUUGUAGAUGACACCGCUGUAGUGGGCCGGACAGGCAAUAAUAACAAGACAUAGUACAGGAAGGAGAUUGGGAACCCCGUAAAGUGGUGCCGA